AGGUUAGGCGGGAGGAACGGGUCAGUGGUGGUCAUAGACGUGCAGUGAACGGAUAUUUAUUUUAGCUUGUGGUGAAUUCUGGGUUGAUUUUUAUUCAAAGGAUUCGUAGUGCUGCAUUAGAUAGCCCAGUGUUAUUGUUUUGGGUGUAUUUUGCAGUUUUGGUUAAAAGAAAUAGUUCGGAUAUUAAAAUGUCUCCUGUUAAAUACUGUUCUUCCAUAACGCGUAAGAACUCUGUUAUCGGGAUCUUGCUGCUAAUGGCGUGUACUUUACCCGUGAAUGGUGUCUGGCCUCUAUGGAACCCGCCAGCCAGAUCAACAACAGUGUCUCCUCCUGUCGAUGACAAAGUGUCGUCGCCAGAGCAGGCUGUAGCCUCGUCUACGCUGGUCCCACCUCCAGUCCCAAUAAUCUGCACAACACCUGCGCCAGUUCUCACCACGCAGCGCUACAAUCCUAAUCGCGCUGGGGAUGUCCUUGUUCCUGGAUCCUUCGCGAGUCCCAGGGUGAGGCUUGGGGUAGUCCUGGCUCAAGAACUGUUGAGGUUGUUUAUGCACUACACUACAGCCCGUUUCAAGAGGGACAUGUCGCGAGACAUCAAGCCUCUCGCAUUGGUCAGGGAUUCUCUGAAAUUUUGUCUAUUGGCUUACAUGGGGUAUCACAAAGAGCAAGAAUGCAUAGAGCGAGCGGCAUGUGAGGCAGGAGAGCUAAUGAGUCGGUACAUUCCUGGAAUGCCUCUAAUGUUCGUAGCCCUCGACUACAUCGUCCCUGGACAGUACCGUCCACUAGUCAGGCUGGCGAAAGAUGCGGCGGAAGGCAACGUAUGCGUCUAUUAUAGAUGCGGGGUCUUGCCUUACGUACCAGACAGGCCGCAAUAGGCGUCAAGCACAGUUGGUGGAAGUUCAAUUGGACUUGUCAAAUUCUGCAUGUAAAUAAAAAGCCUAGUGUAGAGUUUUUGCCUAAAAGUUUAUGAAAGUCUUUUAGUCCUGCCUUCUAAAACUAGACUGACAGCACUUGCAAGGACAUGUUAGUUCCUGCAUGUGGAGAAAGAACUGUAUUAGUAUGUAAAUAAGAGUAAUGUUACUGAUUUAUAUUUUUCUUUAGACAUGACAUUUUGAUCUACUCAAUUGUGUGGUAUGUUAGUCGGUUUUAAUUUUUACUAAUGAACUUUUAAUAAAAGGCAAAUUUUUA
Messenger RNA from Procambarus clarkii (red swamp crayfish), 1185 nucleotides. RefSeq lists its product as uncharacterized. NCBI's taxonomy places the organism in Eukaryota, Metazoa, Arthropoda, Malacostraca, Decapoda, Cambaridae. The record is from RefSeq and is a predicted model, not a curated record.